UUUAGUCUCUAUUUGACUUGUACAGUUUCAUUCAUUCAGUUUUAUAAGAUCAGUUCAGUUAAAAGAAAGUUCCAGAUUCUUUCAACUCUCUGUCAUUUUGCAUGGUAUCAGAGCAUAUUUUCCCUCAUUUUCUUUCUUGCCAAACAGAAAUUUUCUUCUGAUUUUCUUUGGUUUUCUUCAUUUUCUUGGUUGCUCAUGGCCUCAGAUUCGUCAAGUGCACCAUCUCCUUCAUCUGCACGAACUGCAAAUGCAGCUAUGGCAGAUGAAUCUGCCAAUAAUCCCUUUUUCCUACCAGCAAAUGAAAAUCCUGGUUUAAUUCUCACAUCUUAGCCUCUCACUGGUCCUGAGAAUUACAUGACUUGGGCGAGAUUGCUUUGAGUUCGAGAAAAAAAUUUGGAUUUGUCAAUGGUUCAAUUUCAGAACUGGCUCCAACUUCACCUUUGUUCAAUUCUUGGAACAGGUGUAACACUACGAUCCUUUCAUGCCUAACAAAUUCACUCAGUCCUGAUCUUAAGGCUAGUGUGAUUUACAUCAAUUCUGCAAAAGAUUUGUGGAUUGAUCUCAAGAACAAGUUAUCUCAGGACAACACUCCAAGACUGUUUAAGCUUCAAAAGGAAAUUUCACAUUUGGUUCAAGGAUCAAUGUCAGUGAGUUCCUAUUUUACGAAAUUCAAGACUUUAUGGGAUGAAUUUGUGAAUAAUCAGCCUUUCACAGUCUGUAAUUGUCCUUGUGUUUGUGGUUCUAAGUCUUCUCAGCUAAAUGCAUAGCAUAAAGAGCAUGUUUUUAGGUUUUUAAUGGGGUUGAACGACAGUUAUGGCACUCUGAUUGGGCAAAUCUUGCUAAUUGAGCCUUUUCCUUCUCUUAGCAUGGUAUGUUCAUUGAUUUUGCACGAAGAGAAAAGGAGAAGCAUAGGCAACAUUGUCAAUGUGGUUCAACAAGUUCAGCAAUUGGAUCCUGUUGCUAUGUAUGUGAAUGGCACUAGACCUUUUCAAGGCAAUCAAGGUCAUGUUCGAAACAAUGGAGGAAAAGGAGGUAACUCUAAGAAGGAAAGACCAGUCUGUAUUUACUGUGGUUUCACUGGUCAUAUUGCUGACAAAUGCUACAAGCUUCAUGAAUAUCCCCCAGGGUAUAAGCCAAAAGGUGGGACAAAGGCUAUGGCUAAUCAAAUCACAGGAGGUUUUGGUUUUGAUGGUCAUUCUAAUGCUCAGUAUGGUGAUGUUACUCAGCCCAACAUUGGCUUGCAGACUCCUUUUGGUGUUUCACAGUCAGGUUUUGGAGGUUUUCCUAGUGGUUUUUGUUUUCAGACUUGCCAACAAACCACUCAACCUCAAUGUCCAAUCUCACAAGUUCAAUGUGAACAGCUUCUCAAUUUUUUGAAAGCUCACAAUGCAUCAGGUUCAGGUUUUGGUACUCCAAAUGGACUUAGUGCUCAGACUGCAUCACAGGUUGCAUCAGUGAUGGCACCUGCUGUUCCAUCUUCCACAGCUACUUCUACUUCAUCAUCUUCUUCCAAUUUCUCAGGACCUUGCUCAAUGGAGCAUGAUUGGUCUGGGUAAGGAAAGCAAUGAUUUAUACCUGCUUCAAGCUGCUGUUCCUCCUUCAAAUUCAGCUGCUCUUGCCACCACUGUCAGUCAUAUUUCUUCAGAUUUAUGGCAUUCUAAAUUAGGUCACCCUUCUUUAGCCAAACUUCAAUUGUUGAAGUCAUUUGUAAAUAUUGAUGUUUCUAAUAAGGCUUCUUGUUGUGAUGUUUGCCAUUUUGCAAAACAGAAAAGGCUCUCUUUUCCCUCUAGCAUUCAUGUAACCACUAAACCUUUUGAAUUGAUACAUUGUGACCUAUGGGGUCCUUUUUCUACUCCUACUAUUGAUGGUUACAAAUUUUUCCUGACUAUUGUGGGUGAUUUUACCAGAUGCACAUGGGUCUAUUUGCUUAAACAUAAAUCUGAAACUCAAACUCUAUUUCCUAAAUUUGCAAUUAUGAUUUCUACUCAA
Quercus lobata is the source of this 1989-nucleotide messenger RNA. RefSeq lists its product as uncharacterized. The coding region runs from base 795 to 1556 and encodes 253 amino acids. NCBI's taxonomy places the organism in Eukaryota, Viridiplantae, Streptophyta, Magnoliopsida, Fagales, Fagaceae. The transcript is spliced from 2 exons. The record is from RefSeq and is a predicted model, not a curated record. Gene Ontology annotation, molecular function: nucleic acid binding; zinc ion binding.